AUGAGCAGCUUCGCAUGCCUCCAAAGUUCCCGUCGGGCUCUGUAUCGAGUCUUUAUCGAGCGCGAAGCUCUUACACUCCAAUUCAUCAAACCAACACAACGAAUACUACCAUUAUACCAGAAUCGUCGAUUCUCUGUGUCACCACUACAAUUGAAGGGAAAGGCUCGCCGAGGAAAAGAUGUUCUGGAUGAUUUGGAGACGGAACCCGAUGAGGAUGAAGCCAGAGCCUUUGAUCGACGCUACACCACCCAGGAAGAUUUCAUCAAAUCCGGCCGCGACCGUCUCCCUAUAGAUUUCGAGAUAACGGAUCCCAAAAUCAUGGUUCUUGACAAUGGCGUCCUCGACGGACCCAAGAUUACGCGCAACGUCAUGAGCCGCAUCGACACUUCUACCGAUUCCCUCCGAAUGGCAACUCCCUACAUCCCCGCCGAUCCUAAAAACAACAAGCCAGCACAAUAUGCGCUAUGCAAGAUCGUCAACAAGAGGGAAGAAUACGAAAGACAGCGAGAGCUCCAACAGCGUCGUCGUGUGUCUAAGCAGACUUCAACAAAGAACAAGGAAAUUGAGAUGAGUUGGGCAAUCGACGAUAACGAUCUCAAAAUCAAGACGAGGCAGCUCAUCAGUUUCCUCAGCAAGGGCUGGAAAGUGGAACUCAUUUUGGGAUUCAAGAAGAAGGGCCAGAAGAAGAGGACUUCUGAGGAUACAGCCGAAGAAACAUACGGUAAAGUGCAACAGCUCGUAAAGGAGCUUGGUUCAAAAGAGCACAAACCGAGUGAAGGAGAGGUUGGCCGCACUAUGAGGUUUUACCUCGAAGGUAUUUACAAGGAGUUGAAUACCGAGCUACAAGCAGAGGCUGCUAAACAACCACCCGCAACUGAAGUGGAGCAGCAGCAGCAGCAGCAAAAGGAUAGUCCUGUGCAGAAGGAAGCAUAA
This is a messenger RNA of Fusarium venenatum, 933 nucleotides long. RefSeq lists its product as uncharacterized. Gene Ontology annotation, cellular component: mitochondrion. NCBI's taxonomy places the organism in Eukaryota, Fungi, Ascomycota, Sordariomycetes, Hypocreales, Nectriaceae. Gene Ontology annotation, biological process: mitochondrial translational initiation; ribosome disassembly. The record is from RefSeq and is a predicted model, not a curated record. Gene Ontology annotation, molecular function: ribosome binding; translation initiation factor activity.